This is a messenger RNA of Haemonchus placei, 1068 nucleotides long. Lineage: Eukaryota; Metazoa; Nematoda; Chromadorea; Rhabditida; Trichostrongylidae. The record is from the annotation of a GenBank genome assembly.
CACCAAGCCCGAAAAAUCCCCAAAAAAUCUCCAAACUGGUAUAAUCGACCUUUAACAUUCGAAGAUUUGAUAGCUGGUGGAUCUUUGAUCUGUGUCUCGACGAUCUCCAUUAUUCUCUAUGCUGUUGUAAUGAAAGUUAUGAGGAAAUCGGAUAAGGAAAUUGUCGGGUAUCGAUUUUUGAUAUCGGCAGGAUUCGCCGAUAUCCUACUGCUCAUUAACUACGGUAUUUGGCCUGGACUUACGAUUUUGCUGAAAUCGGAGAUCAUCUCAAAAACAUCGCGACAUUGGCUUCAGCUGUAUCUGGAUUGGGCUUGGUUUUCGAUGGUUUGGCAUUAUGCAGUCGUUGGAUGGUCGCGAUGGUUAGCGAUUCGAUCUCCGCAUUCGUUUCGAUGUCAAAGUCGACGAUACUCCUACGCAAUAUGCGCGUGUUGUUACAUCAUCUCCUUAAUGGAGGUCUUGGCAACGCAUUUCCAACCAUGGUAUGUGACCUUUUACUACGAACCAUCAUCAUAUGGGAUGUUAGCAGAAGACUUCACCCUGUAUCUAACCGGAGGGCAAUCCACUAUGUUCCUUGCAUACCAUGUAGCUGCCAUCAUUCCCCCAACUGUUUUUUAUGCGUGGACAGUCGCAAUUCUUGUAAAACGACGACGUUCAGCUCAAAAGACGAAAACUGCAAUGCACAUUUUGAACAGCAAUAUCGAGAGCAGGUUGCUUCUGCCGUGUUUCAUCAAUAUGGUUGUGUUCAUUGUUGGUCAAGUGGUGAUCACUCAUGAAACGGGCGAAGGCAAAUGGGCUGGAUUUACCAUAAUGCUUGUGUUCUGCACAAACUCCGCCCUCAAUCCUCUUCUGCUGCUCGUUUGCUCGAAAUCCAUCAGGAAGCAUGUACUGGUGCUUCUCGGGUUGACUCGUCCAGCAUACUCUUCACAAAAGUACACAUCGACAAUUUACAAGAAUCCGAUAACUGUACGAAGCAAAACGGACAUAAUGAUACCUAGUCCAGCGAUGAGUGUUCAACAAGUUCAAAUCUGUGUUAGUUCAACGAGUUCCGAAUCAUCCACACACCUGUAG